This is a messenger RNA of Aspergillus wentii DTO 134E9, 1212 nucleotides long. RefSeq names its product adenylosuccinate synthase ADE12 (gene adB). The transcript has 3 exons. Gene Ontology annotation, biological process: IMP metabolic process; 'de novo' AMP biosynthetic process. Bases 1 to 1212 code for a protein of 403 amino acids. Gene Ontology annotation, molecular function: nucleotide binding; adenylosuccinate synthase activity. Lineage: Eukaryota; Fungi; Ascomycota; Eurotiomycetes; Eurotiales; Aspergillaceae. The record is from RefSeq and is a predicted model, not a curated record. Gene Ontology annotation, cellular component: cytoplasm.
AUGCUCUCGCAGCAGGCUACACUUUGUUGUCGUGCCGCUGGCGGCCACAACGCCGGUCACACCAUUGUUCACGGCAAUGUCACCUAUGACUUCCACAUUCUCCCUUCCGCUCUCGUCUCGCCGUCGUGUAUCAACCUCAUCGGUGCCGGAACCGUGGUGCACGUUCCCAGCUUCUUCAAGGAAUUGGCCGCUCUCGAAGAGAAGGGCUUGAAGGGUGCCAGUGAGCGUGUCUUCAUCUCUGACCGUGCUCACGUCUGCUUUGACUUGCACUCUGUCGUUGAUGGUCUGGAGGAGGCCGGCUUGGGUGGUCGCAAGGUCGGCACCACCGGUAAGGGUAUCGGUCCCUGCUACAGUGACAAGGCCGCUCGUCGCGGUGUUCGUGUCGGAGAGAUUCUGGACCAGGAGAAGUUCGAGCGCAAGCUGCGCACUUUGGACAUUGCCUACCGCGCACGUUACGGCGAAUUGGCGUACAAUGUCGAGGAGGAGAUUGCUCGGUUCAAUGAAUACCGCAAGCUUCUUGCCCCUCACAUUGUCGACCAGCUCGCCUUCCUUCAGAAGCACAAAGACUCUCCCAACACCUUGGUUGAGGGUGCUAACGCACUCAUGCUUGACCUCGACCACGGAACCUACCCCUUCGUGACCUCCUCCUCCACCGGCCUGGGUGGUGCCAUCCAAGGCCUUUCCCUGAACCCCUCCAAGAUCACCUCUGUUAUCGGUGUUAUCAAGGCAUACACCUCCCGUGUGGGCUCCGGUCCAUUCCCCAGUGAGCAGCUCAACGCCGAUGGUGAGAAGCUGCAGUCUGUCGGUAGAGAAUUCGGUGUCACCACUGGCCGCCGUCGUCGCUGCGGUUGGUUGGACCUUGUCGUCUGCCGCUACUCCCAGGCUAUCAACCACUACACCGCCCUCAACCUGACCAAGCUCGACAUCCUCGACGACUUCGAUGAGAUCAAGGUCGGUGUCGCUUACAUCCUCCCCGACGGCACCCGUACCGAGUGCUCGUUCCCCGCCGAUUCCGAUCUCCAGGAGAAGGUCAAGGUCGAGUACGUCACCCUCCCUGGCUGGAAGAGUAACACCAUGGGUGCCCAGAAGUACGAGGACCUCCCCGCCAACGCCCGCGCCUACAUCGAGUUCAUCGAGCACGAACUGGGCGGCGUCCCCAUCAAGUGGAUUGGUACUGGUCCUUCCAGAGACCACAUGAUCAGCCGCGAGUAA